This is a messenger RNA of Colletotrichum godetiae, 1371 nucleotides long. RefSeq names its product S-adenosyl-L-methionine-dependent methyltransferase. The coding region runs from base 374 to 1333 and encodes 319 amino acids. The record is from RefSeq and is a predicted model, not a curated record. The transcript has a single exon. NCBI's taxonomy places the organism in Eukaryota, Fungi, Ascomycota, Sordariomycetes, Glomerellales, Glomerellaceae.
CCUUGUCUACUGGGGAAUUUUUGGUCGGUGGGGAUGUUGUUCCGCCGCCGGAUGUAACGGGGACGCUAAGCCCCUAAAGGUCAACCUGGGCGCAACCAUUCCGGCUAGGGGGGACGACGACCCCGGACUCUUUGCAAUUCACUCACGUGUGGUGGGUUUCUGAAAGACAAAACACAGAACCAACGGACACAAUGGACUGGUGGUUGGAGGCGGGGGUUCGAGUGGUUUCAAAUCUCCCCAAAUCAUCCUCGUUUUGGCCGCCGGUAUUAAUUGCGAUUCCAAUCUCCUUUUUGCAAGUGUGACAACCAGUGAAGCUUCACCGCAACUCUGAGUGCCGGCAGCACCCAUCGUGUGUACCUAGGCCGGACUUGCAAUGGACGGCUCUGUCUCUCUAAGCUCCAGCGUCGUCAAUUACCGCCGUGAAAAUGGCCGUAGGUACCACCGUCUCAGCGACGGGGUCUACGUCGUACCCAACGACGUAAUCGAACAAGAACGCCUGGACACUGCACAUAUCCUUUGGUUGGUUGUAUGGGAAGGCAGACUCUGUCUCUGUCCAAAGAUCGAGGGCGCUCGGCGGGUCCUUGACAUUGGCACCGGCACGGGCGUCUGGGCCAUAGAGUACGCCGAGACCUACAUCGACUCAUUCGUACUGGGCGUCGAUCUCAGCGCGAUCCAACCGGACUAUGUCCCCGAAAACUGCAUGUUCGAAGUCGACGACCUGGAGAAAGACUGGCUCUUUACGGAGCUGUACGACUUCAUUUUUGCGCGCAACAUGGCGGGAAGCUUCCUGGACUGGCGCCGCGUCGCCGAGCAGGCCUUUGACCAGCUCGAGGACGGCGGCUACUUUGAGAUCCACGACAACCUGUACCCACUGCAGUGCGACGACGGGACGCUGCGGGAGGACUCGGCGCUGUUUCAGUGGUCACAAUACCUCGUCGAGGCGGCGAAGAAGACGGGCCGCUCCAUCACCAUCGCCUCGGAGCUGCCCGAGAUUCUCGAGGCCGCGGGCUUCGUGGACGUGGUGGUGACGAGGCAGAUUAUGCCAGUGAACGAGUGGCCGGCGGACGAGCGGCUCCGCGAAGUGGGGAAAUGGACGUUGCUUUCGCUGUUGCCGGGCAUCGAAGGGCUCUGCAUGGCGCUCUUCACGCGCGUGCUCGGGUGGUCGGCUCUGCAGGUGACGGCGUUUUGCACGCAAGUGAGGAAGGAUGCGAAGAAUAGGGAUAUUCAUGCGUAUUGGUAUGGGUAUUCCAUUUAUGGACGGAAGCCGCCUGCAGAAACGCGGACGCAGACGCGGACGGCGUGGUCGUAUGAUCUCGAUGGCGUCUUCUUCUGAGAAAUGACUGUUGUCUUUUUGUUUUUGUUUCUUUGGGG